CUAUGUAAAGCAUUAUCUGAUUUUAGUGAAAUUUCUUAUCUUACUGGUAAAAAGGGAUCAGUCGAAACAAGUCCAAAGGAAUUAAUCAAUUUAUCUUAUAAGAAGAUCAAAAACCAGAAAAUUGUAGAAGUUGGUGGUACAACAGCAAUUGUAGCUCAUUUCCCAUCAAAUGGUAAUUUGACAGUUGCAAAUUUAGGUGAUUCAUGGUGUGGCGUAUUUAGAGAUGACAAAUUAGUAUUUGAAACUAAGUUUCAAACAGUUGGGUUCAAUGCACCAUAUCAAUUGGCGAUUAUACCGGAUAAAAUGUUAAGAGAAGCUAAAAGGAAAGGGAGCUCAUAUAUUCAAAACGAACCAUCGGAUGCUGACGAAUACAAUUUUCAAUUAAAAAAAAGUGAUAUUAUUGUUCUAGCAACAGAUGGUGUUACUGACAACGUUGCCACAGAUGACAUAGCAUUAUUCUUCAAAGAGCAUCCUACGAAUACCCAAGAACAAUUACAAGAAGCAUCGAAUCUUUUAGUUAAAAACGUCGUCAAAUUAAGUAAGGACCCACAAUUUCCAAGUGUUUUCGCUCAAGAGUUGUCAAGAUUAUCAGGAAAAUUCUACUCAGGUGGAAAAGAAGAUGAUAUCACCAUGGUUGUUGUAAAAGUAGAAUAA
Vanderwaltozyma polyspora DSM 70294 is the source of this 654-nucleotide messenger RNA. RefSeq names its product type 2C protein phosphatase PTC7 (gene PTC7). The annotation marks the transcript as partial. The transcript has a single exon. NCBI's taxonomy places the organism in Eukaryota, Fungi, Ascomycota, Saccharomycetes, Saccharomycetales, Saccharomycetaceae. The record is from RefSeq and is a predicted model, not a curated record.